AUGUCGACCUCCCUGCCACUGCCCCGGAUCUGGGAUCAUAUGCCCAACCCUUUCAACUCGCCACCCUCCUCGCCUUUAUCCGAUCCAGAAGACGACGACCAGGACAGUAUCUCCAAGAUGAAACUCCUCGACCUGAAUGACAGGUCGAUGCACCACCCAUUCGAGGGCAAUAUCAUGGCUGCAACAAGGGGAAACGGCCUGUCCGAGGAGGAGGAAGCUUUUUUCGCCAGCAGGAUGGCAAGCGAGACGGCGAGGAGCGAUGACGGGCCAAUGGGCCUCUUGGAUUGGCUCGAUAUUGAGGCGGGGGCGAAAGCAGAGGAUGAGGUUGUCACGGGGGGGUGGGGCGUUAAGGAGAUCUUGGGCGAUGCCGAGACCGAUGCGGCCAACCGUAUUCAGGCUCGGGAGUUUCUUAAGGAAACAGCAUCGAAUUUCUUUGUGCAGCUGCCCUAUCAUUUGAGGUUGCGCCACACCAAGGAUUUCGACCAGACAAUGGCUGUACCCCCACCCCACCAAGUGCCCAUCGUGCCAGCCCAGAACGUCCGGCUGCCACUCAUUGACUCUUCAUCUGGCUUUUCCGUCGACCUCAUCUUCAGAUGGGACCAUGGUCUUCCCCCAAGUCAGCAGAUUCUGCCCGAGGACAUUUGCCGCGCUCUGCGCGUCAUGAAAGACCUCUACCAGAUGAUCACUCAAGGACACUACCAGUCCAUGAGGUCCAUUUGGUAUACCUCCCGGAGGCUCUUUGGCACCAAGGAAGCGACAUACAAACUGAUCGAAAGUGUUAUCGCCACGUCGGGUCUCCGCCGAAGGGACUUUUUCACUGGGUCCGAGUCCAAAGGCUCAAUCGUCUCUUCGGCUGACCUGUCGUUUGUGACCAGGCGAGGGGAGCGCCUCCGUGUGUCCACGUUCCAGAAAACGUCAAUCCUGGAGGCUGAGAACAUCGCCUCCAUCCAGGGUGGGGAGAAGAGGCCGCAAUGGAUCUUGUUGGCGGAGAGCAGAGCAUUGUUGGAUACUCUCAUCAGGAAUGGUCUGUUCGAGAGAGAGGGGUUGGGGUAUGGCAUAGUGUUGACGGGGAGUGGUCGACUGGAUGGUGCAGCCAAGAGGAUGUUGAGGAUUUUGUCAGACUUUUUCAACAUCGAGAAGGUGUGCGCCUUGGGAGACGCCGAUGUUGGUGGGGUCGAGAUCAUCAACACCGUCGCUUUCGGGUCUAUGACCGGGAUGUACUCCCCCGAGCAGAGAGGGCUGGCGAUGGCAGACAAGCUGGUGUGGAUUGGGCUCCGACCUUCCCACUGGGGACGGUUCAAUUUCAAAGGUUCAAGCUGGCAGGCCCUCACUCCGAAGGACAAGACCAAGGCAGGCUUUCAAUCCCUUGCUGCUACUUCAUAA
Cryptococcus amylolentus CBS 6039 is the source of this 1383-nucleotide messenger RNA. RefSeq lists its product as hypothetical. Gene Ontology annotation, molecular function: DNA binding; DNA topoisomerase type II (double strand cut, ATP-hydrolyzing) activity; ATP binding. Gene Ontology annotation, biological process: reciprocal meiotic recombination; meiotic DNA double-strand break processing; meiotic DNA double-strand break formation. NCBI's taxonomy places the organism in Eukaryota, Fungi, Basidiomycota, Tremellomycetes, Tremellales, Cryptococcaceae. The transcript is spliced from 12 exons. Gene Ontology annotation, cellular component: nuclear chromosome. The record is from RefSeq and is a predicted model, not a curated record. Bases 1 to 1383 code for a protein of 460 amino acids.